This is a messenger RNA of Gordionus sp. m RMFG-2023, 668 nucleotides long. RefSeq names its product SPRY domain-containing protein 7-like. Bases 39 to 551 code for a protein of 170 amino acids. NCBI's taxonomy places the organism in Eukaryota, Metazoa, Nematomorpha, Gordioida, Chordodea, Parachordodidae. The record is from RefSeq and is a predicted model, not a curated record. The transcript is spliced from 5 exons. Gene Ontology annotation, molecular function: protein binding.
GCACCUUUUAUGGUGAGUUUCUGAUUUUUUAAAAUGCAAUGCUAAAUUCAUUUAAAUAUUGUUGGUGUAAAUACAAUGAAUUUCCAAAAGAAGAAUUGUUAUGUCCAGUGUACCUAGAUACCCAUUUUAUGGGUGAUGAUGCCAUCAUUAUAAAAAAUGGACAAAGAUUAUGUGGUAAAGGUGGAGCCUUGUGUAAUGCACCAAUUUUACAGGACAAAGCUUAUUUUGAAUUUGUCAUACAACAAUCAGGUAAAUGGAGUGUUGGGCUUUCUUCCAGAAAUAUAAAUUUAAAUAAAACUCCCCUUGGUAAUAGUGAAAAUUGGGUAUUAAAGGAAAAUGGAAAAAUAUAUAAUAAUAAUGAAAUUAAAGGUAUUUUACCUGAGGUACCUGGUGAAGGUCAUAUAUAUGGAAUAUCUUAUGAUCAUGUUGAAUUGUUAUUCUAUAAAAAUGGCAAUCAAAUAGAAAAUCUAUCUAUAAAAGGAUUAAAAGGAAUACUUUACCCAUUGUUUUUUGAUAUGAUUCGGAUUUGUAAUUGCCCAAUAUCAAUUUAAUAUCAGAUCGGCCACCAAAAAGUGGUAUCGGUAUACCCCUAAUUAUAUUUUAUUAAAAUUAAGGGUAAAAAACUGAUAUUGGUGUAUCUCUUAUAUUUUAAAACCUAUUUCAACAAU